Molecule: messenger RNA, 1179 nt
Organism: Sitodiplosis mosellana (orange wheat blossom midge)
Lineage: Eukaryota; Metazoa; Arthropoda; Insecta; Diptera; Cecidomyiidae
Exons: 4
Coding region: 27-608 (193 amino acids)
Source: RefSeq, a predicted model, not a curated record
AUACGCAGUUUCCGCACUUCGACAAAAUGAAAAAUGACCAAAUCGGUGCGUCCUCGAAUCGAGACUCGUUUUUUGACUGGAAAUUUACAGGAAAAGUCUUGGGCUAUUUAUCCAUUAUUUUGAGCAUCGUGAUAGGUGUUUAUUUUCCACCAUUAUGUUGGAAAUUUGAUUGUAAAAAAUUUGCCAUCGCUGUGAUUGUAAUGUCGAUUGCGAGCUUGGUAGCCAGCGUCAUUUGGCUCAUCUCAAUUUAUUUGAAAAAGCCAAUUUUUGCACUAUUUGCAAUAAUACUGUGGACCAUACCGACAAGCACUUGCACCGUUUCUGCCCUAUCGUACACGCUGUACUAUACGUUGUACAUGAUUUACGACCGAGAAUACUGGCAUGGUCUCAUCGGAAUGCUGAAGGGAUUAGUUUCUGAAGUGGUUUCUGUCACCUUCUAUUCGAUAGCGAUUUUGGUUUACAUAUCGAUGAGAGAAUUCAAUCGCAACAUAUCAAAAUCAGAUCAAGGAAGACUUGAUGUGGUGUAUACAGCAGCGCCAGCCGAAGAUGGGAUUCGAUAUUGUGAUUUGAUUGCAACGACCAGAGACUAUGCAUGCAAUCAAGUUUAACGAAUCAACUCCAAGUAUUUGUGUAACAUGUAGAAAUUGCAAUUUUUCGAUGCACAGAGAAACACACAGAGAGAGAGAGAGAGUGAUGCUCUCUCCGGUUUUCUCAACAAUGUUUAUGUUGUUGUAUAGAACGAUGUUUUCGCGACACGAUAUUUUUGUUAUAAAAGAACUGAACAGUAGAAAUAUAUUUUGACAUGUAUGAAAUGUUGGAUUUCCAUUUGUCGAAAUAAAAUAUGUUUCAAACUUUGAAUGCGGAACAUUUUGUAUGCAUUUUUCUUUCAUUCACUUUCUGUCCAUCUAGAAUGAGUGGAGAAUUUCCCUUUACAACGUUUCUCUUUUCUUUAUUUUCUUCUUUUGUUCGCGUUUUUUCUAUACAUGACUGCACUUGAAGCAUUGAAAACGUGCAAUAUGACGUAUUUGGCACGUGUCGUUCUACUUCCUUCUCCAGCUGACGCAUGCAAUUCUGUUUCAAUAGCCUAGAAACUGCACGACGUGCCAUGCGUCAGUGUCACGAUUGCAAUGGCGCUUCACCAGCAUCAUUCAGCUGCCACACUUCGUUGACCUUGAACUU